Drosophila montana is the source of this 996-nucleotide messenger RNA. RefSeq names its product putative odorant receptor 65b. Gene Ontology annotation, biological process: sensory perception of smell. Gene Ontology annotation, cellular component: membrane. Gene Ontology annotation, molecular function: olfactory receptor activity; odorant binding. The record is from RefSeq and is a predicted model, not a curated record. The transcript is spliced from 6 exons. The coding region runs from base 1 to 996 and encodes 331 amino acids. NCBI's taxonomy places the organism in Eukaryota, Metazoa, Arthropoda, Insecta, Diptera, Drosophilidae.
AUGUGGGCUUAUCGAGCUCCUGACGAGAGUUGGAGACGUAUUUAUGAACAAUUUAAGGGAUUUUGCUUGGUGCUCCAUCAAAAGACGCAUCCGAAACAUACGUCAACCUUUUAUAAUCGCAUACAGCUCAUUGUCCUGUGGAACUUUCCAAACGAGAAGCAGCGCCGCCUGUCGACACGUCGGAUCUGGCAUGCCUUUAUUUUGAUUCAGAUCAAUGUCUUUUUUCUCACACUUUUGUUUGCGCUGCCGGAAUCGGUGGACCAUAUAGUCGAUUUGGGUCAGGAUAUUCUAUGGAUGAUUGGGACCUUCUAUAUGUUAUUCAAGUGGCACUUCUUCUUCUUUUAUAUGGAUGACAUUGAUGAGGCUAUCAAUGAUCUGGAUGCCUGUCACUGCGAGCCAAAGAGUGGACCGGCGGUGGCAAUCAUACGCUCCGAACAGCUCUGCCAGGCCAGAAGCUGCCAUACCAUGCAGUUUGUCAUUUUCAAUGGCACGAUCCCAUCCCAACAUCCCAUCGCGCACGUUUGCAUUUACAUUUGGCAAUGCUUCUUUCUAUUCUGCAAUAUGGCAUGCAUUCUAUAUACCGAUCUAUUCUCAUCGCACUGCUUCGCACAACUGGCGGUCAAUCUGAAGAUCCUGUGCAUUGAGCUGAACACCUUUGCCAAGGUGUACCACGAGGACGAGCAGCAGUAUCGCACUGAACUAGGUCGAUUGGGUUACAUUGUGGAUCGCACCAACGAAGUCUUCUAUGCGCCGCAGAUAAUGCAGAUGUUAACCGCGUUCUUGAUGAUCUCCCUGUCUACAUUUGAAGCACUUGUGUCCCGACAUGAACCCACUGUGGCAGCUAGAUUUGUCAUAUUUAUGGUGCUAUCGUUUUGUCAUCAGACCUAUUGGUGCCUGUUUGGGGACAUGGUCACCGAACAAUCGGAGCAAGUGGCUUUUUCCGCCUAUAUGGCUAUACUCAAGCAGUGUUAUAGUAGUGUCAGUAACUGCUGCUAG